AUGAGCCAGAUGGAGAAUGGGGAGUCUGAAGUGCUUGUGAAAACAGCAAAGGAGGCCUGUGCUGAGGGCUUGGUUGUCAGAGGAGGAGGGAAGGAUGGAAUCUUCAUUAAGGAAGUGAAGCCUGACUCACCAGCUUCAAAGCACCUUCGGGUUAAAGAGGGGGAUCAGAUCUUAAGUGCUACAGUUUACUUCGACAAUGUGUCCUAUGAAGAUGCCCUUCAGAUUCUUGAGCAUGCCCAGGCUUAUAAAAUGGAGUUCUGCCUGAGACGCAAACCACCAGAACCCACAGUCCAGGAGGAUGCAGAAGCAGCACGACCAGAGGUAACCAUCGGUGCAGAAGGCUCUCCAAAAAUGAGAGGACGCAAGACAAAGCGACAAGAGGCCAGAAUCUCAUGGCCAAAAUUUCCAUCCUUCAGCAAAGGCCGCAAGGGGUUUAAGAGGUCUCAUAGUACAUCUGAAGCAGAGGAGCAGAGGAAACUGGAAAUGAGCCCUACAACAAGUGAUACCGAAUCACCAGUCAAAUCUCCACUGAAAUCCCCCGAUGGAAAAGAAAAGAAGAAGAAGAGACUCAAACUGAAGGUCAAGAUGAAGGGACUCAGAAGCAAGUCAGUGGAACAUCCAACGAGAGACGAUGAAGAGCCAACACUGGAGAAUCUGGGUGGUGUGGAGAACGAAGUGGAGCAAAGCAGCACAGACAUACAGUCUCCUGAAAAAAUGCAACUACUAGGUGAACCUCAGGUUGUCGAGCAGGAGGAUGCCGAAAGCCAAGAGUCCACUAAAGCCAGAGAUGAAUACACAUUCCCAAGCUUAACAGGUCCUGAAAUGGAGACAGGCUCACAUAGAGUAGACCUAAUCACCUUGGAUAAAGCCCUGAAGACGACUGAUAUUUCAGAUGCUCUUGCUGAGGGCAGUCCAAAAGAGAUAAGCUCGGAAAGCGUAAAGACUGAAAGGUCUGAGCUAAGAGUAAACAUCCAGGGGAAAGAUCUAAUGGAUACUGUAAAAGAGAGCCAGACUAGAUCAUCUCCAGUGAGCCUAAAGGACCAAUCAACUAGCAUCAGGACCUCAGAUUCAUCCACCCAUGACAACAUUGUAAUCAGUCCUAGUGUGAUGUCCCACACAGAUUUCAGUGAUUAUCAGUCGGAUAUCAACAUCAAGACUCAGACAACAACCCAAGGAACAACAGAAAAAAGCAUGGGACAUGGAGAGAUGGAUAUGAGUAUGCCAAAAGUAGAUGUUUCACUUGACAUGUCAGAUAUAGGUUUGCUACGGAAAUCUCCAAGAAUUGGAGGUGAAAAGCAGUGGAAAGAUAGAACAAUCAACAUUCCAGAGCCCGAGAGCUAUGGGAUCCGAACCAGAGGUCCUUUGGCAGAUAUGGCAACAACAAAGUCAACAUUUGAUGCAAUAAAUGGACUCCAGUUUACUUCUGACGGAGCUAGUGCUAGUAGCGCCCUAAAACCAGACAGUGAUUUGACAUUUAAAACUGUAGUUUCCCAACCUAAAUCAAGCACACUAGAUGUAUGUACUGAUGAGAGUAAGGAUGGCACAGUAGACAUUAAAGUUCCAAGAGCUUCUGAGAUACCAAUGGAAAUAAGCAUUGAUAGAGUUUUAGCAGAUGUCAGUACCACCGAGGGUAAAAUCAAAGCAGAGUUCAAACUGCCAAAAGUUGACAUCUCUGACUCAAAUCUCUCUGACCCAAUAAAGAUGACAAAAGUGGAUGAUAAUAGACUUCAACUUCCAAAUCGGGAGGAACUGGAAAUUCCAGGUAUGGAGGAUGCAACCUCAGCUGCAGCACUUCAAAUUAAGGGGAUGAAAUUACCACAGAUAGAGGAGAGAGAUGAUACCAAACUAACUGAUGAGAUACGGGCCAAAAGAACGGAAAUUGAAUUCAAUCUUGAGGAUGUGAAAGCACUUGUUGCUAAAAUACCAACUUUCAAAUUGCCAAGAAUCGACAUGUCAGGAAUUUAUACACACAGAGAAAUCACACCUGAUUCAGAUAAGAUACUAGCAACAGCUGAAACAUCUCCUCCUGAACUCUCAGAAGCAAAGACAGAGGUGAGCCUCAAAUUGCCUGAUGAUACAGUGGAAGCAGUAAUGACACCUUUAAUUGAAAUGAAGCACCAAGAUACAACAAUCAAGCUGCCAAAAGUUGAAAUGCCACCUUUUGAUGACCAUGAACCAAUAACUGUGACUCGCAUCGAAGACUCAAAACCAAAGGCAAGAUCUAUUAUAGCUGAACUGAAGAGCAUGACUGUGGAGGGUGAAUCAGCUGAAAUUAGAUAUAAGCUACCAAAACGUGAGGACAUAGAAAUUCCAGGAAUGGAGGCAAUCGUGAAAACAACUGCUGAUAUUGACAUAAAAGGUACAACUCUUAUAAGUGAUGGAAAAACAGAGACUCUUCCCACUGACAGGAAAGAUCGUGAGAAGAAAACAAAGAAAACAAAGAAAUCCAAGCCCAGUUUUGGAAUUACAAAACCUGACAUUCGCUUCCCUGAUACUGGAAUUGAUUUACCACAAAAAAACACAACAUCCCAAAAAUUAGAUGACAGCCAAGUCAAAGUAGACACCAAAAUGUUCUCUGCUGAUGGGAAAGAGGUCAAACUUCCCAAAGUUGAAGGGCUAGCAGUUGAGGGUGAUGCCGAGGUUGAUGUGUCUCUUCCAGAGGGCGAGGUCAAGGAGACAAAAGCUGCUGAUAAGGUUCCAGAAGAUAUUGAAUCAAAAGAUGAGGGAAAAGUGGAAGUCAAGGAAACUGAGCUUAAUUUGAAGAUUGCAGAGGGAGACAUUCAACUGAAAGAUACAAGUACAAUCACUUCACCAACAAAAUUCAAACUUCCUACAUUCAAAUUUCCUAAGAUUGGAGUUUCAGCACCAAAGGGUGAGGUAGAUGUUGAUGUGAACGCACCUGAAGUCAGUGGAACAGAUGCUGAACUGAAAGUGUCAAUGGAAGUUCCAACUGCUGAUAUUAAAGGCCAGCCAGUGGAUGUACAGGUUGAAGGGCAUGACAUUGAAGGACAAGGAGGCAAAUUCAGACUUCCAAAAUUUGGAAUCACUUCACCAAAAGUGAAAGAUCCUGAAAUGGAUGUAAGUGUUUCAAAAUCAGACUUGGACCCUUCCAUUCCAGAGGGAAAAAUUGAUGUUGAAGCACCAUCAGCUGAAGUGAAGGCAGAAAUACCCAAAGGUCUUGAUGUAAAAUCAAAGAGACCAAGCUUUUCAUUUCCCAAAUUUGGUCUGUCAAAACAAGAUGUGAAGGCUCCAGAUGUUGAUGUCACUCUUCCAGAAGCAGAUGUUUCUCUUCCUGAAGGAGCCAUAGAGAUCAAGGACCCUGGAGCAGGUGUUCAAGUUUCUGAGGGUGACAUUGAACUGAAAGAUGCAAACAUUUCUGGGUCACCAUCAAAAUUUAAACUCCCCACAAUUAAAUUUCCUAAAUUUGGUGUUACAGAUGCUAGUGUUAAAGGACCAGAUAUCAAUGUGCCAGAUUCCGAGGGGAAAGGAGGACCAUUGUCUGUUGCUAUUACAGGCCCAAGUGUAGCUAUCAAAACCACAACAGCUGAUGUGGACAUGAAGACAAAGGAGGUUGAUGUGGAGGGACAAGAAAGCAAGUUUAAACUUCCAAAAUUUGGAAUGGGAUUACCUAGAGUGAAAGGCCCUGAGGCCAAUGUAACAAAGACCGGUGCUGACAUUACUUUACCAGAGGGGGCAAUAGAAGUGAAAGUGGCUAGUACUGAGGUGGAGAGUUCUUCAGCUACAGCAAAAGUAGACUUACCAGCAGUGGAUUCAAAGGGGAUUGAUGUCACUGUAAGAAAACCAAGCUUUUCAUUUCCUAGGUUUGGGUUUUCAAAAUCAGAUAGGACCUCUGAAGUAGAUAGCUCCCUACAAAAAGCAGACAUUUCUCUGUCAGAGGGAAAUGUGGAUGUUAAAGAAGACAAACCUGACAGUGAACUUGAGGAUGAAAUGAAGGCAGCAGCUGUCAGUGGAUCACCAUCAAAAUUUAAACUUCCCACAAUCAAAUUCCCCAAAUUUGGAGUAACAGUUCCAAAAGUGGAGUCACAUGAUACAGAUUUGCAGGUGAGAGUGAAAGAUAUACCAGACAAUGAACUGCAAGUUUCAGGGAAGCCUGUUUCGAUUGAUAUUAAAGUAACAGGUACACAAGGACAAGACACAGAUGUUGAUGGGCAGACAGUGGGGACAGAUGAACAUGGGAGUAAAUUCAAAUUACCCAAAUUUGGGGUAUCACUCCCUAAGGCCAAAGGCUCUGAAAUACCAAAGCCAGAGGGGGACAUUUCUCUACCAGAAGGUAAAGUGUACAUGGAAAGAGAUGUUGAGGAUUCAUCAAUUGGAACAAGAGUAGAUGUGCCAGAGGUUGAUGUGACUGCAAGGAAACCUAGCUUCUCUUUCCCCAAAUUUAGUUUUUCUAAAUCAGAGGUUAAAUCUUUUGUGACUGAUGGAAAGACCCCACAAGAUGAUGUUUCAAAGCCAGAGAGUAUUGCUGAGAUACAAGAUGUUACAUUAGAUGUUAAAAGUCCAGAUGGAGAAACUGCUGUAUCCUCCCCCACAAAAUUCAAACUACCAACAUUUAAACUACCUACAUUUGGAGGGGCUGCAUUAAAGGGUGCUGGGGAAGUUACUGUUGAUCCCUCUCUGCUACAAGGAACAGCUGAAGUCAAAUCUGUUGAUGCAGACAUCAAGGCUCCUGCAUCUGAAGUGACAGUAGACUCGACCAACAGUGAUCUUAAUGUUGAAGCUAAGGAGGUUAAGAGAAGAAUAUCAUUUCCUAAAUUUGGUUUUUCCAAAACAGUGGUUAAAGCCCCUGAGGUUGAUGUGACACUACCUAGUGCAGAUGUUACUUUACCCGAGGGAAGUGUAGAACCAGAAGUAAAUGUGAAGGUCCAAGAAACAGAACCCAAAGGCGAGGCUGUUGUCGGGGGGUCUCCAAGUAAAUUCAAACUCCCAACUAUCAAACUGCCCAAAUUUGGUGCCACUACCCAAAUACCUAACAUUGAGGCUGAAGUUACAGUUCCUGAGAUAGACAGUUCAUCAGUGAUGAUCAGUGCUGAGACUGACGUUCCAGCAGUUGAAGGAACAGUUGCCCCAGAUAAUGACGUUUCAACACAGUCAGGUGACAUCAAAGUUUUAAGCUCACCAAGCAAAUUUAAAUUACCUACUUUCAAAAUGCCAAGGCUUAGCCUUUCAAAGGCCAAAUCUGAAGAAGAUUCUGUGACACCCACUGAGGUCAAACCCCAGGAGGACCCUCUGGAAGGAGACAAAGAGAAUACACAGGUAACAGACAAAUCACCUAAGUUCACUUUACCAACAAUUCAGGAUGUUCUGCGGGGCUUUGAUGUUGAAUUCCAUGUCCCCACAUUAGAUGAAACAGAUGAGCCAAAAGGAGGAGCCUCUCAACCAGGUGAAGGAGAACUGAAGCCAGCUGCUAGUGUGGUGGAACAAGAUGUGAAAGCAUCCACAGAGGCAUCAAAGGAGAGCGAUUCAGGCAUUCUUCACGCAUCAAAAGAUAGUGAGUCAGUGGCAAAGACCAAUGGGACUGUAAGAGAGGUUGUUAAGGAAGAACAGAAAUUAGAGCUUCAGACAGAAAAGAAAUCACAGGAUACCAAGGACCCAGAUCCAAGCCCUGAAAAAGGAAGCUGGUUUAAAUUCCCUAAAUUUCCCUCGCCAACCAAAUCUGUUAAACUUCUUACAGAGAAAGAAAGCAUAAAACCUAGUGAGGAACAUGACCAAAACACUGAAAGUGACAAUUUGGAGAAUGAGCUCAGUAUAACAUCUUCAGUGAGGUCAUCUGAUGCCUUUGCUGAUGAAAGCUCUGCGCCAACAACAGAACAGAUUGCACCAUCACUGGCUUCACCAACAAAAGUGACAGUAAAAUAUGCUGAGUCAAUCUCCCCUGGCACAGGGGAUGUAACAGCUAAAAUUAUUACCUCUACUGCCAGGACUGAGCUUAUAUCUAUGGAGCCUGAUCUUCCAGAGAAGGUUAACAUUUCCUUCUCCUCUGACAGUUCAUCUAUGGACACACUAAAGCAAGAGUCUGGUGCAAUCCAUAUCAUCACAUCAAAUGUACAAGCCAUACCAGACACACAGAAAGCAACAAUUCUGAGUCAUACUGUUCAGUCCCUGCCUGUUGAACAAGUUAUCAUUAAAACCACUUCUACACCAUGGUCAGUGAAGGAAUCCAGUACGUUGCAAGAGGAUAGCAUAGUGGUUGAGAAGCACGUGAUCAAGGAGAUAUCAGGUGAGAACACGGAGACAGUGAUCAUAACGCAAAAGACUUGCAUGCUUGAAGCUGACUCUGGGGAGCCCAUCAGCCAGGCAGCAGCUUCGUCCUCUCAAACGUUACGAGACAUAGUGCAUAAAGAAAAAAUGCAUUUUUUUGAAAGUAGGGAGAUGCCAUGGCCAGCAGACAGUAUUGCUGUGAGCAAUGUAACCACAGAGACACGUGUAAUCAAACACUCCACUGAGGAACAUCCUGGGAAAUGAUCUGAAGAGGUCUGCAUUUGUGCACCAGUUCAGAAGAUAUUACUGAUAUUACUUUCCAUACUUGUUUUCCAGUUGACUUACAUGAGCAUACACAGGCCUAUUACACAUACUGUAAAGGUGUGCAGCUUUAAUUUAUUAACAAAUAAAAUUUGUUGUCUUUGUUGAGAGCAAAUCAUGUCACACGUGAGUGUUCAUCCACUGCCAAAAGCUGUAGUAGAAUCUAUGAGAUUGAAAAGAUAGACUGUUGUCUUUUUAAUGUGCAUUACUAGUGGGUGUGAUUCUCUAACUUAACACAAUUUACAAUGAUUACUCAGAAACCAUUAUACUGUAUAUCAAUGAUAUGCACUCUUUAUUAAAAUAUAGAUUUAAGUUGUAGAAACAAUGAUACAGUAUAAUACAAUCCAUAUGGCUAUAUUGAAUGUUGCUGAACUUUGUUGGCUUAAAAAGAAGAUACUAAAUACUAGAGCAAAUAUCACUUGGGUUUAAAAAAAGACUUUAGAUAUAUCUGGAAAAAAUAUUUUAAAGCCAGAGUAGAAAGCCUCUGAUUUUUCAACAUAAUGUAAAAUAUAAUGGCGAUAUAUUUGAUGUAAAUACAUUUUGUUUUAUUAACGUUUGCAAAUAUCUUUACUGCAGCUGAUAUUAUUUUUACCCUGGCUCAAAUUAUGCAGCAUAUUUACAAGAUGAGGUUUAAUAAAGUUGUGAUGUAU
Molecule: messenger RNA, 7190 nt
Organism: Sardina pilchardus (European sardine)
Lineage: Eukaryota; Metazoa; Chordata; Actinopteri; Clupeiformes; Clupeidae
Product: neuroblast differentiation-associated protein AHNAK-like
Exons: 8
Coding region: 1-6483 (2160 amino acids)
Biological process (GO): regulation of RNA splicing
Cellular component (GO): costamere; nucleus; cytoplasm
Molecular function (GO): protein binding
Source: RefSeq, a predicted model, not a curated record